Lolium rigidum is the source of this 1560-nucleotide messenger RNA. Its product is annotated as probable glucomannan 4-beta-mannosyltransferase 9. The transcript has 9 exons. Gene Ontology annotation, cellular component: Golgi apparatus. Gene Ontology annotation, molecular function: mannan synthase activity. The coding region runs from base 1 to 1560 and encodes 519 amino acids. Lineage: Eukaryota; Viridiplantae; Streptophyta; Magnoliopsida; Poales; Poaceae. The record is from RefSeq and is a predicted model, not a curated record.
AUGGACGCGGCGGAGCAGAUCGCCGUGAUGUGGCGGCAGGUGCGUGGCCCGGUGAUCGUGCCGCUGCUGCGCGCGGCCGUGGCGGUCUGCCUCGCCAUGUGCGUGAUCCUGUUCGUGGAGAAGGUGUACAUGGCCGUGGUCAUCACGGCGGUGCGGCUGCUCGGCCGCCGCCCCGAGCGGCAGUGGCGGUGGGAGCCCAUGCGCGAGGACGACGACCCCGAGCUCGGCACCGCCGCCUACCCCAUGGUGCUCGUCCAGAUCCCCAUGUACAACGAGCGCGAGGUGUACCAGCUGUCGAUCGGGGCGGCGUGCGGGCUGUCCUGGCCGUCGGACCGGAUCAUCAUCCAGGUGCUCGACGACUCCACGGACCCCGUUAUCAAGGAGAUGGUGCAGAUAGAGUGCCAGCGGUGGGCGAGGAAGGGCGUGAACAUCAAGUACGAGAUCCGGGACAACCGUCGGGGGUACAAGGCCGGCGCGCUCAAGGAGGGCAUGAAGCACAGCUAUGUCCGCGACUGCGACUUUGUGGCUAUCUUCGACGCCGACUUCCAGCCGGAGCCCAGCUUCCUGUGCCGCGCCAUGCCCUUCUUCAUCCACAACCCCGAGAUCGGCCUCGUCCAAGGCCGAUGGAGAUUCGUGAAUGCAGAUGAAUGUUUGAUGACACGGAUGCAGGAGAUGUCCUUGGACUACCACUUUAAAGUGGAGCAAGAAGUUGGAUCCUCCGCUUAUGCCUUCUUUGGCUUCAACGGAACUGCUGGUGUGUGGCGCAUAUCAGCUCUGAAUGAGGCAGGAGGCUGGAAGGACCGAACCACGGUUGAAGACAUGGAUCUGGCAGUCAGAGCAAGCCUCAAAGGAUGGAAGUUUGUGUACCUUGGUGAUCUCAUGGUAAAAAGUGAGCUCCCAAGUACGUUCAAAGCAUUUCGGUACCAGCAACAUAGAUGGUCGUGUGGGCCGGCAAAUCUGUUCAGGAAAAUGUUCAUGGAGAUUGUCAGAAAUAAGAGAGUGACGCUUCGGAAGAGAAUCUAUGUCAUCUACAACUUCUUUUUCGUGCGCAAGAUCAUCGGCCACAUUUUGACCUCUGUGUUUUACUGCUUUGUUAUCCCAGCCACAGUCUUUGUUCCUGAGAUUGAGAUACCAAUGUGGGGUUACGUCUACAUUCCAACCAUUAUCACCCUUCUCAAUGCUGUUGGGACUCCAAGGUCUGUUCACUUGGUUAUCUUUUGGGUCCUGUUUGAGAAUGUCAUGUCAAUUCAUAGAACAAAGGCGACCUUCAUUGGUCUACUGGAGGCAGGUAGGGUGAACGAGUGGGUGGUGACAGAGAAGCUUGGUGAUAUUAUGAAGAUGAAACUACAAAGCAAAGCUUCCAGGAAGCUACGGACGAAGAUAAGAGAGAUACGAGAAAGGUUGCAUCUUUUGGAGCUUGGUGUUGCAGCCUAUAUCUUCUCUUGUGGAUGCUACGAUAUGUUGUUUGGGAAAGGAUAUUACUAUAUAUUUCUUUUCAUGCAAUCCACCGCUUUCUUCGUCGUCGGCAUGGGAUAUGUCGGGACACUCGUCCCGCACUGA